Molecule: messenger RNA, 2700 nt
Organism: Stylonychia lemnae
Lineage: Eukaryota; Ciliophora; Spirotrichea; Sporadotrichida; Oxytrichidae
Source: the annotation of a GenBank genome assembly
AUGAUGAAACUCUACAAUAAUCAAUUGCAAAAUAAUUUCACAGAAUCAACAUGCUCGGGCAGUGGAAGUUUAUUAAGUUCUAAUCAUGGUCCAGUCAAGCCUUUAAAUAGUAGCUACCUUAAAAAUUAGAAUUCUUUAGGUUCAGCUGCAAGUGGAGGAGUAAAGAACUAAUCUACUCUCCCUUAAAGAUCAAGUUCCUCUAGCCUUAAAUAAGACAAUAAUAAGAAUCAAACAUUAAAGAAAAAUUCCUCACAAGUAUCUCUUACUAAUAAUAACCAAUCACACUAAGCAUAAAAUAAUCUAGGUAUUGAAAAUUACUUCAACGCGAAGAGUCAAAUGCAAUAGUCAUAUGAUCUUGUGAAAGAAAUUCCAUCAAUGAGAAGCUUUGCAUGUUCAGUAAAUGAAGAUUCCAGCAAGGAGAUUGAGAAGCAUAUGAGAGGAAAACUAAAGAUAGAUCAAGCAAUGAAUAGAGAUAGGAUAUUUAUGCCUUAAGAUAGCAAGGGCUUAGUUAUGCUAUAUGGAGGUGGUAAAGAAGAAAGAAGAAGACAGAACAGUAAAGAUAGCUUUGAAAGAAGUUUAGAAGGAGAAGAUACUUGGAAUGAAAACAGAGAUAACUCCAAUCAUUUUAAAAGAAGAUCAUUUAGCAUGUAAACUAACAAGUUAAAUUAGAGCAAAAAUUAAAGAUAGGUGUCAAAGGACAAGUCAAAGCAGCUAAGUACCUCAAUAUUUGGAGGAAUGGGUUAGGAUAGGUAAAAGGUAUAUGAAAUAUCAUCAUAUAAGAGAGAUGCAGCAUUGUUGUUAGCUAAUAGAAUGCAUAAAAAGCUUAGAGGCUAUUUUGCUAUCUUGACAGAUUUCGCAGCAUUUUAAGAAUUCAAUAUUAAUGAGGCAUUUGAGGACUUCAAGAAUAAACAGGACUAGAAAAGCAGGCAAAGUCUUGAGAUGAGAAAGGAAUCUCAAAAACUCACUCAAAGCUAAGGUGUUUACUCUCAUAAUCAGUCUAAGUCCAGGUAGUGGGCCAAGAUGACACACGGAGAUAAUUUCCUAAAAGAUAUCAAUGACAACAUAUUCCUAUCUCAAGAUAAAAUGUCCUCUACUUAUCAAGGUGGAGUAACAUCCAAUGUUAAAAUCAAGAUUUAGAAUAAUAGUAAGGAUCAUACUCCUGUUAACAUCUUUUAAACAUACUUGAAAUAAAACAAUAAUGUGGUGUCUCCAAUUCCAAUGGAAGCGUAGUAGCAUGAUUUCUACGAUUUAGACACAGUAGAUGAUCUCUUUGAUUUCAAGAAUCAAAUUUCUUCAAGAUAAGGCAGAGAUAACAUUCCUCAAGUUGAGAUCAUUGGCAACAUCAAGAAUUCAUUCAAGAAUAAAGUUGAAAAUUUGAAAUCUGAUUUUAAUAAUCUCCUCAAUCAUAAGAAUUAAAAGGAGAGUCUUAUGUCUUAGGAUGGAAAUUAGCUUAUAAUGAGUUAAAGAAAUUACUAAGAAAAUAAGGAAAAUGAUUUUAAUCUUAGUAACAACAAUAAAGAUCUUCAAAAUAGUUAGUGCUUGACAUCAAGAAAGCCAACUACAUUCAGAAAGGAUUAAAUUUAGAUCACUUAGAGAGGGGGUAAUGGAUCUAUUCUUAAGCCAUCUAUCUUGAAUCAAAGGAAAAAUCUUAAAAUAUUACAACAAUCAAGAGAAGAUAAUACAAAUAGUAGGAUGUUGACUGAUAAUUAGAGGUAAUCAGCUCAAAGAAUAGCUGGAUUCUUGAUUCAUUCAGAUCUCAAGAAAAGUUUCUAAUAAAUUAAGGAUGCAACUAAUAUGAAUCAAAUGCAAGAGCUCUCGAAAAUACAUGAAAAAUUAUGGGGUUUAAUACAGUAUAAGGAGUUAAAGCAUAAAUUUAUGAUGUUCUUUAAUUGGAAGCAGCACACUUAGAACUAAGAAAUGCAAGAGUCAUUGCACAUCAGUCACAUAAGUGGUCCUUAGAACAAUUAAAAUACUAAGUUGUUCAAUAAAGAUUCAGCACUGUUCAAUACUUAAUUAUUUGAUGAAGAUUAGCAGAGAUAAAUAUCUUCUAGAACCAGCAAUCACAAUAAUGGGAAUAAGCAACAAUAGAAAAUGCUAAUCGCUCAGAAAAUACUAGGAGCCAUUAUGAUUAAGCGAAGUUAUAUGAUAAAAACUGCUCUCAAAACUUGGAAGCAGCAAUCAGAGUAAAAAUAGAUUAUAGAUGAAGAGGCAUCCUAUAAGUAAGAUCUGUUAAGACAAGUGAUAAGUCAAAUGAUCUAGUGCAAAAUGAUUAAAGGCUUUAGAACUUGGAAAGAUGCAGCUAUAAUUAUCAAAGAGUAGGAGAAAUAUAAUAAAGUGAAAGGCUCCUAGUAAAUUAUGAAUAGAAUGAAGACAUAUAUAUUCAAAAGCUUAUUUAAAUCUUUCUUGAAAUGGAAGACUAUGAAAUCUGAUACCAAUGAAUAAAAAGGUAAAUAGAUACCUGAUCAACUGAAAUUAAAGCUUUCAAGUCUGAUUAAAAAGAAGCAUAUAACCGGUUUGAGGUAGAGUUUCAAUGCUUUAAGUAGCAAAUAAACAACUCUCCAUCAGUCAUAACAUCCUUAGCAAGAUCUAGACUAUAAAACAGAAAUGACUUCUUUCUAAAAGAAAGUGUCUCAAACACAGAUGAAUAUAAAUCGUCAGGGAUCAAAGGGAAGUAUUUCUGCUAAUUUGAGAUAUCUAUGA